Messenger RNA from Rotaria socialis, 4137 nucleotides. The record is from the annotation of a GenBank genome assembly. NCBI's taxonomy places the organism in Eukaryota, Metazoa, Rotifera, Eurotatoria, Philodinida, Philodinidae.
AUGCUUCAACAUUUAUCAGCAACUAGUCCUUAUGUUUGUGACUUGAGCCGUGGCCCAAUUGAACCCGCAAAUCGUAUGGCAUCAACUUCAACAAAUAAAUUAACCGGCUUACUCGAACCAAAAGAAAGCAUUUCAAAAACACGUACACCAUUAAAAUUACUCGGACCCGAAGAAGUACCAAUGGAUACGACAAUGACAACACAUGAUAUUAAUGCAAGUCUUCAACCUGUUUGGUAUACAGAACAAACAAUCGUCGACGAUCAUCAUAUACAACAAGAAGAUAAUCCUUCGAUGAUUCAGGAAAAAUCUCUUACAACUUUAACACGUUCAACAUUACCGCCGAUACAAAGUGCAAAUACAUUAAUUGACGAAGAAGAUGACUUCGUUCCAAGACAACCAUCAUUAAUGCAUAAAUCAUCAACAUUCACUAUUGAAUCACCAAUGAAAGUCGGUUUGGCUUCAGAUGAUUUAGAAAAAGAAAAUAUUAUUAAAGAUGAUCCAAUGCCUUCUAUGACCGCACCAUCUGAUGAAUCAUUUCGUGCACUUGAACAUCUCCUAGGUCUUGGUUCAGCAACAACCACUAUGCGUGAAUCACCAAAACCAAAUCAUGAUACACUUUCAUUAACCGUUGUUACACCAACCGAUAUUAUUAAUUCAACACGACGAUCAUCACGUUUAAGUUUUGCGCAAAAAACUAUCACAGACAGUUUACCAUCAUCACAAGAAAUACCAAUAAUGGAGACAAUUGAAAGUAUCGCAUCAGCUAGUCCACCAUCGUUUCUUGCUGAUAAUACAACAAUUGCUGAUGAACAACCAUCAAUGACAUCGAAUCAACAAAAUUCAUUUGAUUUAACUGAAAGCAACUCCAAGAUUGAUGAUGAAUCAAAUUUUUCGUUCGAAUUAAAUGACUUUACUAAUAGCACAAAAAAUGAAUCGACAAUUAAUGUACCAGAACCAACUGCACCAAUGAUUACCAUGCGUGCACCAACAUGUGCUGAUGUUGCUUAUCGUGCUUUAAUUAAAUCACGAACAAACGGACGAGUAUCUCAACCAAUUAAAGCUGAUUCACCAUUAGCAACAACAAAUAAAGCUCGUUCAUCCGCUCCAGCAUCACGCUUUCUUCGUUCAAGCUGUCGUCGUAUAUCAACUGAUUCUGCUGCACAGAAUUCACUUGUUCAAGAACAAACGGCAACAAAUAACGAAUGCUUCAUUAAUAAUGAAGAUGAAGUCGAUAAGGAUCAACAACAAGGUUUUAUCGACAUUGUUAGUGUACCUGAAGAAGAUGAAAGCGAACAAGAAAAAUCAAUGUCAGUUACAUUAAAUACUAAUUCACCAAAACAAAGCAAUGCAUCUUAUGCCACCUCACCGAAACAAGCUAAUGCAUCUUACGUCAAUUCACCAAAACAAGGCAAUGUAUCUAAUGUGAACACGCCAAAACAAAGGAAUGUAUCUUAUGUUAACUCACCGAAACAAAGCAAUACUUCUAAGUUCAAUUCACCAAAACAAGGCAAUACUUCUAAGUUCAAUUCACCAAAACAAGGGAACACAUCUAAUCUUGAUUUAUCAAAACAAAUAGAUGAAUCUUAUCAAAGUGUAGCAAGUGAACAACCACAAAUUGGUUCACCAUCACAAGAAUUAGCACCAUUAUUAUCUCGUGAAUAUACAUAUAAUACACCAAAACGUCGCUCAUCUAAACCCAAUGGUUCCGUGUUAAACGCUACAACGAAUUCAACAAUUCUAACACAACAGAAAACCGUUAACGAAGAACAACAAUUCAAAUCGCCAUCAGUUGCUUCAAAAUCAAUGUUGAACAUUCUUUUAACUCAACCAACUGAACAAACGAUAUUAUCACCAAUGGAAUCAGCUGUCAAUUCUCCAGCUAUUGCUUCGAAAUCGAUGUUAGGUGUUCUUUUAACUCAAAAAGAAGAGCGAACAUCAACAAGAAAAUCAAAAGCAGCAUUAACACCUGCUCAGUCUCCAUCGCUUGCGUCAAAAUCAAUGUUAGAAGUUCUUUUAACUAAACCAAUUCAAACGGAACAACGAACCUCAACAAGAAAAUCGAAAGCAGCAUUAACACCUGUUUCAUCAGCUACUAAUUCUCCAUCAAUUGUUUCGAAGUCGAUGUUAGGUGUACUUUUAACUAAACCAACUCAAACCGAAGAGCGACCAUCAACAAGAAACUCAAAAAUAUUAAAACCUACUCCAUCAGUCGUUUCAAAAUCAAUGUUAAACAUUCUCUUAACUCAACCAACUGAUGUUGAACAAAGUGCUUUACAUGAUACAUUAACCACGUCAGUCAAACCAUCACCACGACGAACUUCACGUGGAACUAAACGUUUAUCGGCAAAUUUAACACCACGCGCUAGCAUUAAUCCACUUCAUUCAUCAACACCAUCAUCCACAACACGACAUAAAUCAUUACAAAUGGUUUCAAUUGGUGAACAAGAACAAGUUUUAACAACUGCUCUUACACAACAGGAAAUCGAAAUCGUACAAGUUGAUGAUAGUCAUGAAGAAAGCAUUCGACAAUCAACACCACCAAGUCGUACAAUGGAUGCCGGUGUUCAAACAACGCCAAGUCUUAAUAUGGUGACACGUCGUUAUUUCGAUAGUCUCGAUCAAGAAUCAACAUCGCUAUUUGAAAUGAAUAAAUCAUCGUCAAGUGUUAUGGUGGAAGAAAAACAAAUAACACCAUUACAAACAAAAAUCAUCAUGAAUUUGAAACGCAACGUUCGUUUUCAAUUAACACCAACAACGGAUGCACGUUUAACUGAAAAAGAAAAACUCGAAGAAACUUUACGUGGAUUAAAACCAGACGUUGUCAUUAAUCCUACACCUGUCGUAGCUCAAGUUGUUAAAGCUGAAGUUAAAAAACCAGUUAAACGACUUAAGAAAGCUUCGAAGCCAAAGAAGAAACUUCUCACAAAAAAGAAGAAAACUACAGCUAUUAAGAAGCCAAUUGAAAAUAUCCCACAAGAAGUUCAACAUAUUUCACGAAAGAAAGAUUCAAAAACAAAAGUUGAAUCUACACCAUCGAAAAAAGCUUCGCAAAGAAAACGCGCAAGCUCCGAAGUGGUUGUUGAAGCAGUUACUGCUAAACGUUCAAAAGUCUCAAAACCAGCUGAAGCUCGUGUAACAUCAUCAAAAGUUCGAACAGCAUCAGCCAGCAUCAAAAAGAGCAAAGUCGAAUCAACAAAACGACAACGCAGUGCAUCAAAAACUAAUGAAAAGAAGAAAGCUGAAACGAAAAAACAAAAACCAGCAGCUACUAAAAUUGCUAAACCAGAAUCAAAACAAAAUGCUUCAAAGGCCAAAAAAGCUGAACCGAAACAAGAAAAACCAACACCCGUUAAAGCCGAAAAAUCAGAAUCAAAACGUGCUGCUUCAAAAGCUAAUAAAAAGAAUUCAUCAUCGACAGAAACUGUUGCUACAAAGGUUACAGUCGAACCAACCAAGUCAACAAGAGGUGCUUCAGGCAAUACUAAAAAGGCUACAAGUCAACCAGCUGAAGAAAAGCAUAAUGCUUCUACGAUCAACGAAAACAAUAAAGUCGAAAUAGUUGAACCGAAACGAAAAUCUUUGAAAAGUACUAAAAAAAGUAAAUCUGAACCACAACGAGUCGUUCCGACCACAAAAAAGACUGAAUCAACUGAACGAAAACGAGGUGCUUCUAUUACAAAGAAAAAUAUUCCAGUUGAACCCACUGAAGAAAAACAGAAUACUUCGAUAGCUAACAAAACGACAACAGCUGAACCAAUGAAUAAUCGACAAUCAAGAGCACAAAGUCGUUCAACUAAUAAGAAUAAUGAAGUUGUUCAAAAAGUAGAAACAAAACCAACGAAAUCAGCCACAAAAACAAAGAAAGCUCAAGUUGAAAGCGUUGAAAAAAAGGAAGUAGAAAAAGAAAAACCAACUGUUCAAAUCGUUGAAUCUAAUCAAGAACAACGACAAAAGUUCGAAGAGUUAACUGUUGCUGAACUUAAAUCUCGAUUAGCUAAACAUAAAGAAGAUAUACCAAAAGGUGCAAAGAAAGCUGAUCUUAUCGCUUUACUUCUCAAGAAAGAAACACAUUUAGUCAAAGAACAAAAACCUAUUGAAACACCAAUUGUGAAGACAACCCGCCGCCACAAGAAAUAG